GGUUGGAGCCUGCAGAGGUCCUGACGGUAAGGUCUUUUUGUUUGGGCCGCUGAGAGACUCGACACUGUUUGAUUCCUCUGGUUAACAACCGUUUUUUAUCUGCAUUAAUUUCGGGUGUCUUUUAUGAAUAAUCAAAAGCAGCAAAAGCCAACGCUAACCGGCCAGCGUUUCAAAACGAGGAAAAGAGAUGAAAAGGAGAGAUUUGACCCUACUCAGUUUCAAGAAAGUAUCGUACAAGGCUUGAACCAAACUGGCACUGAUUUGGAAGCGGUUGCAAAGUUUCUUGAUGCCUCUGGCGCCAAGCUUGACUACCGCCGGUAUGCAGAGACACUCUUUGACAUCCUGGUGGCCGGUGGCAUGCUGGCCCCAGGUGGAACGCUGUCUGACGACAUGACCCGCACGGAGUUCUGCCUCUUUACGGCACAAGAAGACCUGGAGACAAUGCAAGCAUAUGCUCAGGUUUUUAACAAGCUGAUCAGGCGUUACAAGUACCUGGAGAAGGGUUUUGAGGAAGAGAUCAAGAAGCUCCUGUUGUUUCUGAAGGGGUUCACUGAGUCUGAGCGUAACAAACUGGCCAUGCUGACUGGCAUCCUGCUGGCCAAUGGCAACAUAUCAGCCUCCAUUUUGAGCAGCCUUUUCAACGAGAACCUUGUCAAAGAGGGUGUCUCUGCAGCCUUCGCGGUCAAACUGUUCAAGUCAUGGAUUAAUGAGAAGGACAUCAACUCUGUUGCUGCCAGCCUUCGCAAAGUUGGAAUGGACAACAGGCUGAUGGAGCUCUUUCCUGCCAACAGGCGAAGCUACGAGCAUUUUUCUAAGUACUUCACUGACGCCGGGCUUAAGGAGUUGUCUGACUUUGCCCGCAACCAGCAAUCUAUUGGCGCCCGCAAGGAGCUGCAGAAAGAGCUCCAGGAGCAGAUGUCCCGCGGUGACCCUCAGAAGGAGAUCAUUGCCUUCACCAAGGAAGAGAUGAAAAAGGCCAACCUCUCUGAGCAGGCCAUGAUUGGCAUCAUCUGGACCAGCGUGAUGAGCUCAGUGGAGUGGAACAAAAAGGAAGAGCUGGUGACCGAACAAGCCAUCAAACACUUGAAGCAAUACAGCCCUCUGCUGAAAGCCUUCACCUCCCAGGGCCUGUCCGAGCUUAGCUUGCUGCUGAAAAUUCAAGAGUACUGCUAUGACAACAUCCACUUCAUGAAGGCCUUUCAGAAGAUUGUGGUGCUCCUCUACAAAGCUGACGUAUUGAGCGAAGAGGCCAUACUUAAGUGGUACACGGAAGCUCAUGUCGCCAAGGGGAAGAGUGUUUUUCUAGAGCAAAUGAAAAAAUUUGUCGAGUGGCUGAAAAAUGCAGAGGAAGAGUCGGAGUCGGAAGAAGAGGAGGCAGACUAAGACCUGUCUACAGAUGAGGUGUUUCCCAAUCCCUUUUAUUUGUGUUUUUUUUUUUUUUUCUUUCUUACCCAUAAUUAAUUAGCAGCAGGAGCAGUAGAAUGUAUUUUCCUUCUGUUACUUCCUUCCCACACAGACACAUCCCCUUGUACCACUCCACAGGAUUUAAACAUUUAAGCUAAUUGGGGGGGGGGCUCUGUCCUAAAUAACAUGUUUAUAUGUGAUGGUGUGUAGGGGAAGCAGACUAGACAACUAAUCCUUUUUUUGGAUUGUUAUUCUCGUAAUGCAUUGUAUAAUUUGGAUAACAAACAUUCCAUGUGUAUAAAUCUGAACUAGUAUUUGGUUAAAAUUUAAGUUCACUUUUUAUUUAUUUUAAUUUUUUUCCCUUCUCAGUCAUGUGUCUACGAGGCAGACAAAGGUUUAUGUAAUUUGGCCAGUGCCCCCUCCCCCUUCUGAAUUUUCUUUGCCCGUCUCAUGUUUAGACUCUGUACGGUUUUGAACUCGGCCUUCUUUCUUGACUUUCGGGUGAACCUGAAACCAUGUGUCGAGGUCUUUGGUCAGUCUAUCUGAAGACGCGCUCCCCAUGUGAGAUGCCUAACCAGCUAAUGGAUUAUUUGGUUUCUACUUUCUUUAAUCUGAAACAAUUUGACUUUUUUAUGAAAUAAAGAUUAUUAAUAUGGUUAAGAA
Betta splendens (Siamese fighting fish) is the source of this 2067-nucleotide messenger RNA. RefSeq names its product basic leucine zipper and W2 domains 1a (gene bzw1a). Lineage: Eukaryota; Metazoa; Chordata; Actinopteri; Anabantiformes; Osphronemidae. Gene Ontology annotation, cellular component: membrane; cytoplasm. The coding region runs from base 124 to 1383 and encodes 419 amino acids. The record is from RefSeq and is a predicted model, not a curated record. The transcript has 12 exons. Gene Ontology annotation, molecular function: protein binding.